Hypanus sabinus (Atlantic stingray) is the source of this 5197-nucleotide messenger RNA. It is a transcript of the gene fdxacb1, whose product is annotated as ferredoxin-fold anticodon binding domain containing 1. The coding region runs from base 52 to 1764 and encodes 570 amino acids. Gene Ontology annotation, molecular function: rRNA (uridine-N3-)-methyltransferase activity. Gene Ontology annotation, biological process: rRNA base methylation. Gene Ontology annotation, cellular component: cytoplasm. Lineage: Eukaryota; Metazoa; Chordata; Chondrichthyes; Myliobatiformes; Dasyatidae. The transcript has 6 exons. The record is from RefSeq and is a predicted model, not a curated record.
AGCGUCCGCGGCCUUUCACGCGUGUGGUCGUCCUUGCAGGCGGAGCGGGCGAUGAGGCCCGGCGGCAUCUUGCUGGUGGGAGAGGGGAACUUCUCCUUCGCUGCCUCCCUGUGUGACCGCGUGUCGAGGGACACCCGCGUCGUGGCCACCUGCUACCAGAGCCAAGAAGCAGCCGCCAGGCACGAGGGGACGGCGGGCAACAUCGACUACCUACUGGAAAAGGGAGCAGAAGUCUACUUUCUGGUGGAUGGCACCAACCUUCAGGGAUGCCCGUCCUUAAGCAGCAGGCGGUUCGACAGGAUCAUCUUCAACUUCCCCCACUGCGGCCGGAAGGCGGGAGUGAAGAAGAACAGAGAACUUCUGGCCAAGUUUUUUGCGAGCUGCGCUGACGUUCUCACGGCGGGCGGGGAAGUGCACGUUACCCUGUGUAAGGGCCAGGGGGGCACCGGCGCUGACCGACCACCGCGGAGCUGGCACGACAGCUGGCAGAUCGUUGCCAUGGCGGCCGGCGCCAGCUUCAUUCUCACUGGGGUGCACCCGUUUGACAGCGCCUGCUACGGUGGCUAUACCAGCACAGGCUACAGGAGCCAAGAUAAGGCCUUCUGCCUGGACGGAGCCCUGACUCACGUGUUCACUCGGAGUUUGCCCAUCGCCAGGCCGGAGCCCGUCGCCAUGGAGACCGAGAUUGGGGAUGAGCGCUGCUGCUUCCAGAUCCCCGCAGAGCUCGCCGACAAGAUCGACAGGGGUUUCCUCAGGAAAGGUUCGACCCACCCGGUGAAUGUCGUCAAAGGCCUGCUGCUGGAGCGGAUCGGCGAGGAGGCGGCCGUCCGGGAGCUGGAGGGCGACUCCCCGCUGCUGGCCAAGUUCGACCCCGGGUCCGAGGUUGCCGAGUCCCAGGUUUACUUUGCCGCCCGCUCGAGCCGGAGCCCGGGCGGCGGGACGCCGGACGCGGCCGGGGCUUACUGCCUGCGCCCCGCUCUGGCGCAGCGCCUGCCCGAGUUGCUGCGGAGGCCGGACUUCCAGGCCGAGGUGGUCUACGCCCUGAGCGGCGCCGUCUUCAGGAGGUGCCCCAUCUCGCCGCUGGCGAUGCCCGCCUUCCACGAACUGCUGCUGGUGUCCGCCUCGCCGACGGGCGCCUUCCGCCGGCUCACGUCCGCCGUGGAGAGGGCCGUCGCUCUCCUGGUGGUGAGCUCGGCCUCCGGGAGCGGGGGGCGCGGCGUUGGCGGCCCCAGCCCGGUCGCCUUCGAGGAGGAGGAGGAGGAGGGCGGGAGGCGCUGGAGCGUCGGCGUGAGGGACGCGGCCCUGCCGUCCCUCGCCAGCGUGGCCGUCGGGAGGGAGGACCGAGGCCGGAGCCCGGGCGGGCUGCGGGUCUGGCUGGCCUCGGUGAACCUGGACUUGCUGUCCAUGGCGCUGUGCGGGGUCGGCGACUGGAGGCUGCUCUGGGCCGGCGGCCGGGCGGGGGCCCUCCCCGCUCCCUCGCUCUACCCGCCCUCCUACAGGCACGACGUCAGCUUCUGGGCGGAGGCCGGCGCCGAGCCGGACGAGCUGGAGCUCCACGCCCUCGCCAGGCGGGUGAGCGGCGGGUCAGUCAAAGCCAUGGAGCUGAUCGACCGCUUCCGCCACCCCCAGGCGAACCGGAGCAGCUACUGCUACAGGCUGACCUACCAGUCCUGCGACAAGGCCCUCUCCCAGCAGCGGGCGCUGGAAAUGCAACUGCAGCUGAGGGCGGAGCUGCAGAGAGCCUUCCCCGUCACGCUCAGAUAAAUACCCCGGGCCGGGGCCUCCUUUCUGGGGUGCCGUAGGGUUCCGACACCUUUCCUGACCUCCCCCCCCCCCCCACCGCCACCGCCAGGCGCGUUCUGUCUGGGAGGGGCAGCGGGGUGGUGAGCCUGUGGUGUUCAUCACCACUGGGGUAUAUCGGGGGUGGCCAACCUUUUACAUUCCGCACGUCGAUCUUUUCACGCACGAGUCCAGGUGCGCCUUAACACUCUUCGUACCCCCAUUCCGUCCCAGUAAGAAAAUGCCGAUAUAGACGUCUUUAAUAUUUUUGCAUAAUAUGUUGAUUUAAUAUAAAACAAGGUGAACGUCACUUACCUUAAUGAGACUUGCAACAAAUAUAUUUUGUCCUCUUCUCCCGUUUGCUUAAUCACAUAUUCCCUCCGUAACUCAGACCCAAGCACUGGGCUCCAGCUUUCCUUCUAUUUCAGUCUGAUGUUGUGUUUUAUGGUGUCUGUUGAGAUCAUGCCUCCUAUCGUGUGAGGAGGUGUUUUCACAGACAGUCACACGCACGGUUUUCCUGACGGGUCCCCGCUGGAAGCAAGGACUCGUUCUUCCCCGCUGUCCGUUGAAUUCACGCCGACUGUCACUUCCUGCUUUUCUUUUGCACUGUGACGGGUAACCGAGUGUUAAAAACGAGGCCUAACUUUCGAAGAAGUAAGUACAGAAACUGCAGACGUCCUCGAGGGGACGAACGGAGCACAACUCGCACGGGGGCCGAUUGUAAACUGACUGGCAAGAAAACCUGCGGCGCGCCACAGGAUCGGACAAGUGCCAAGCGGGUACUGAACGGCUGCCGAACGGAAGGUCCUCCUUCCCUAGUUUGACUCAUUGCACUCGCCGAAAGAUGUGCACGGAGUAAUAAAGUCGCCAGAGGAAUUGAAUCGCAGAGGGAAAGAAACUGUUCCUGAAUCGCUGAGUGUGUGUCUUCAGGCUCCUGUACCUCCUCCCUGAUGGCGGAGGGGAAAAAGCUGUUCCUGAAUCGCUGAGUGUGUGUCUUCAGGCUCCUGUACCUCCUCCCUGAUGGCGGAGGGAAAGAAGCUGUUCCUGAAUCGCUGAGUGUGUGUCUUCAGGCUCCUGUCCCUCCUCCCUGAUGGCGGAGGGGAAGAAGCUGUUCCUGAAUCGCUGAGUGUGUGUCUUCAGGCUCCUGUACCUCCUCCCUGAUGGCGGAGGGAAGAAGCUGUUCCUGAAUCGCUGAGUGUGUGUCUUCAGGCUCCUGUACCUCCUCCCUGAUGGCAGAGGGGAAGAAGCUGUUCCUGAAUCACUGAGUGUGUAUCUUCAGGCUCCUGUACCUCCUCCCUGAUGGCGGAGGGGAAGAAGCUGUUCCCCAAUCGCUGAGUGUGUGUCUUCAGGCUCCUGUACCUCCUCCCUGAUGGGGGAGGGGAAGAAGCUGUUCCUGAAUCGCUGAGUGUGUGUCUUCAGGCUCCUGUACCUCCUCCCUGAUGGCGGAGGGGAAGAAGCUGUUCCUGAAUCGCUGAGUGUGUGUCUUCAGGCUCCUGUACCUCCUCCCUGAUGGCGGAGGGGAAGAAGCUGUUCCUGAAUCGCUGAGUGUGUGUCUUCAGGCUCCUGUACCUCCUCCCCGAUGGCGGAGGGGAAGAAGCUGUUCCUGAAUCGCUGGGUGUGUGUCUUCAGGCUCCUGUACCUCCUCCCUGAUGGCGGAGGGGAAGAAGCUGUUCCUGAAUCGCUGAGUGUGUGUCUUCAGGCUCUUGUACCUCCUCCCUGAUGGCGGAGGGGAAGAAGCUGUUCCUGAAUCACCGUCUGUCUUCAGGCUCCUGUACCUCCUCCCUGAUGGUAACAGUAAGAAAGGGGCAUGCCCUGGGUGCCGGAGGUCCUUAAUAAUGGACACUGCCUUUCUGAGACCCGCUCCCUGAAGAUGACCUGGGUACUUUGCAGGCUAGUGCCCAAGAUGGAGCUGACUAGAUUUACAACCUUCUGCAGCUUCUUUCGGUCCUGCGCAGUAGCAACCCACAGCCCCACCACACCCCAGUGCUGUCCUCCUACACACACACACACACACACACACACACACUCACCUAUCCUCAUUUCCUUCUCCUUUCCCACCUGGUUCCAGCGGCCCACCCUGCUCUUCCCCAUCCAGUCCUGUCUUCUAGCUGCCACCCUGCUACCCCGCUCCCUAACCCCUGUAGGGCAAUCACUCCCCUUCCCCAACCCCCCCCCCCCCAGUCCUGAUGCAGCCAGAGACCCUGGGGUUGCUGCUCAUCCCAGUUCAGCCAAAGUAAGGGACCACCCCCCCCCCCCAACUACCCAGGCCACGCUCUCUUCUUGCUGCUGCCUUCGGGAAGGAGCCCGAGGACAGACAACUGCUUCAGGAACAGUUACUGCCCCUCAGCCGUCAGGCUCCCGAACCAGGGGGGGAUAACCUCACUCGGCUUCGCUCGCCCGCCAAUGAACUGUUCCCACAACCCGUGGACUCACUCUCAGGGGACUCUCCGCCUCAUGAUCUCGAUGUUUAUCUCUGAUUUGUUUAUAUUUUUUUCAUUGAGUUUUCAAAUGAUUACAGAAAGAAGAAAGGAAAAAAAAUUAUCAACCCUUCCCCCCUCCCCCCUAACAUAUCCGUAUAGAAGGAAAGAAAAAGAAAGAGAAGAAGAAAGAAAGAAGGAGUGCCUGGAUAUCGGAAGAUCCCCACAUGCUCCAUGGAGUUCGUAAUAACUUUAGUACAUAUAUUUAUUUCUUUCCCCAAAUAACCAAUUAUUUUAUCUUCAGAGCACCUAUAUAUUUAAUCCUGUCUUUUGUAAAUAAGGGCGCCAAAUUUUCAGAAAUGUUUCAUAUUUAUCUCUUAAAUUAUAAGUAAUUUUUUCAAGUGGAAUACGGCUGGAAAUUUCGUUCUUCCAAUGAUCUAUACUUAAGUAUGCAUCCGAUUUCCAAGUAACUGCAACAGCCUUUUUGGCUACUGCCAGUGCAAUUUUUAUGAUUUCUUUCUGAUAUUUAUUCAAUUUGGGUUUCGGUUUUAUCCCUACAAUAUCACCUAAUAAAAAUAAUAUUGGAUUAUGUGGAAGUUGUGUUCCAAUAAUUUGUUCCAAUAAAACUCGUAAAUUUGUCCAAAAAGGUUGAAUUUUAGAACAAGACCAAGUAGAAUGUAAAAAGUACCAAUUUCUUAAUUACAUCGGAAACAUUGAUCAGAUAAAUUUGGGUUGAAUUUAUUUAUUUUUGUGGUGUAAUAUAUAAUUGAUGUAAAAAAUUAUAUUGCACUAACCUUAACCGGACAUUUGUUGUAUUUGUCAUACUAUCAAGACAUAGUCUUGACCAAUUUGUUUCUUCAAUUUUAAUAUUCAAGUCACUUUACCAUUUUUGUCUUGACUUAUGAAUUCCUUGUUUAAUUGCCUGUUUUUGAAUCAAACUAUACAUACAAGAAAUAAAUUUUUUAAUUUUUCCUUUUUGAAUUAAAAUUUCUAUUUCAUUA